Messenger RNA from Beta vulgaris subsp. vulgaris (sugar beet), 941 nucleotides. Its product is annotated as protein OXIDATIVE STRESS 3. The transcript has 2 exons. The record is from RefSeq and is a predicted model, not a curated record. The coding region runs from base 139 to 762 and encodes 207 amino acids. Lineage: Eukaryota; Viridiplantae; Streptophyta; Magnoliopsida; Caryophyllales; Amaranthaceae.
GAAAGAUUCAAUCUUAUAUUUUGUUGUAAUACUUAUACCAUAUUGCAUAGAGAGUAUAUAUUCUCCUUUCGCACCAUACCUUUUUAUCAUUAUUAUCAUUCAAUUUUUCUCUCUUCUUUAUUUUUCUGAAACUCAUACAUGAAGAUGGAAGCAUCACAUAUGCUGAGCAUGUAUCAUAGAGAAGUAUCAAAUGAUGAAGAUCAUAAGUUGAUGGGUAUGAUAAGAAGAGAUCAUGAUGGUGAUUAUGAAGAUGAUCAUUCGGAUAUUAGUGAAUCAUCAACAUCAUUCUCCUUUGAAGGCUCUAAUGUCUCCAAUGAAUCAUCUUCAUCAGAUUUGCUUGAUGAUGCAUCAUCAUCACCAUCAUCAUCAUCAUCAUCUUCUUCACCAUCAUCCCCACGACAAUCAAAUGGACCGUUGUAUGAAUUAUCAGAGCUCAUAAACCAACUUCCCAUCAAGAGAGGGUUAUCAAAAUUCUACCAAGGGAAGUCUCAGUCAUUCACAUCACUAGCAAAGGUGACAAGUUUAGAAGAUCUUGCAAAGAAAGAGACUCCUUAUCAAAAGAAAUUAAAAGCUUGUAAAAGUUAUGGAGGUGGCUUAAACAAUUUUAGGGCAUAUACUUCACCAAAAUCUGCCAUAUCAAAGAAGGUUUCAAAGGGUUCUUUAUCAAAUUUAUCUUGUUUAAGUAGAAAAGGUAGCUUUAUAGGUAGUUGUAGACCUCCUAUAAGUCCUCUACAAUGCAAAGUAGCUUCUGAUUUUUGUUAAAGGACAAUUUUUCAUUACUUAUAUAGUAUAUGUCGAGAUUAUAUAGUGUGUGAACAUAAAAUGAUAUAUAUUUAUGUAUAUAAUAUAUAGUGUAUCAAAACUUUGUAUUAUGAGCUUCCUCAAUUUAUUUGAGAGAAGAUUUCGAAAUUUUAUCGGUUAGUUUAUUAUUUAUGAAUUCA